GAGGAACUUUGGAACGCCCGCCACACAGAGGGUGCCGCCAAACUUGCUUCAACCGUCGCCGAGCUCCAGGGAUUCUACGUCAAAACAGCACAAAUUAUAUCCUCUCGACAGGAUCUGUUUCCGUCACAGUAUACCGAUGCCCUCGCAGGAUUUACCGACAACCUAGACCCCAUGUCGGGAGCUUUGGCCAGAGCGGUGGUCGUUAGUGAAUUGCUGAAUGCGGACGAGUCUUUUGAAGAUGUCUUUGUGGAAUUUGACGACAUACCACUUGGAGCCGCCAGUGUGGCGCAAGUACACCGCGCCGUACUUUCGGAAAAGUACGGUGGCAAGGAAGUUGCCGUCAAAAUUCAACGGCCAUCGAUCGAGUCUAAAUUGCUCGGUGAUGUAGCCAAUUUGAAAGCAAUUACCAAAACUUUUCGGGAUAGUCCAUCAUUGCCGCUGGAUUACUACACAGUCUUUUGUGAGUUAGAGAAGCAGUUGGCGGAUGAGUUUGACUUCGUUGCCGAAGCAGUCGCCAUGGAUCGGAUCUACAACGCACUGAUACGGUGGCCAGAUGGCUCACCUAGGGAUGUGCCCCUGGUCAUUCCCCGACCUGUUCCCGGCUUGAUUUCCCGACGAAUUCUUGUCAUGGACUAUCUUCGAGGAGUGCCUCUAUCCCGGGCACGUGAUGAGAUGCAGAAAAAGGGCAUCGAUCCGGACGGCCCCGAGGCAAAACUCUUUGGUCGCAAAUUGUUGUCCGCGUUGACGAAAGUCUUUGGUUACAAUAUUCUCGAAACUGGUUUCUUUCACGCCGAUCCGCAUCCUGGUAAUAUUUUUGUGCUGGAGGACGGCCAAAUCGGUUUGAUUGAUUUUGGGCAGGUAAAACAAAUUUCGGGGAGGAAUAGAGAAACGCUUUGCAAACUCAUGAUUGCUUUAGACGAACGGCAAGGUGACAAUCGACUAGAAGAUUUGACUAGAAUUGGCAGCUUGGCGACCGAAUUGGGCGUUCAACUGAACGAAGGUGCCCAAGAAGAAGCUCCUGCCGCAGUCGGUAUGUGGCUGUUUGACGGGACGGUGGAGAAAUUGCCAGGGGGCUACGACAAAGGCGAGCUUAGUCCGAAUUCACCCGUCAAAGAGUUGAAGAGCUUUCCGCAGGAUCUGGUUUUGGUCGGCAGGUCGUCGAUUCUUAUUAAAGGUCUUUCGAGUCGGCUGGGUAUUCCCUGGAGUUUGGCCAAAGAAUGGGCUCCAACAGCUCGCGCCGUCCUACAGAGCAAC
This is a messenger RNA of Phaeodactylum tricornutum CCAP 1055/1, 1254 nucleotides long. RefSeq lists its product with no specific name. The transcript has a single exon. Gene Ontology annotation, biological process: protein phosphorylation. The annotation marks the transcript as partial. NCBI's taxonomy places the organism in Eukaryota, Bacillariophyta, Bacillariophyceae, Surirellales, Neidiaceae. The record is from RefSeq and is a predicted model, not a curated record. Gene Ontology annotation, molecular function: ATP binding; protein kinase activity.